Naegleria fowleri is the source of this 1893-nucleotide messenger RNA. RefSeq lists its product as uncharacterized. The record is from RefSeq and is a predicted model, not a curated record. The coding region runs from base 1 to 1893 and encodes 630 amino acids. The transcript has 2 exons. Lineage: Eukaryota; Heterolobosea; Eutetramitea; Acrasida; Naegleriidae.
AUGCAGCAAAAUGGCGCCACAAGCUCGGUCGAGGGAAACAAUAACUCAGCUUCUACCUCUCCAUUACCUCCACCAAGGAAAUUAACGGAGGCUGCUUCUUCAACAUCUAUUACAUCGGCAAGAGGAGGAGCGGGUGGAUCAAAUGUGAUGUCUGAGGUCGGAAGCACGCUCGGAACGACAAAAGACUACAGUUCAUUGUCAGCGUUUAAUUCAUUUUUGAAUAAUUCUGUGUUUCCUCUUGAGGAUUUGAAUAAUGUUGCACAAGCUUUAAAACCUCCUGAAAAGAAUAAUAUUCCUGUAUCUUCCAGUCAAAAGGGGCCAUCUGUUUUUUCAAGAUUCACGAAAAGGAUUAAUGUUCGAUUUAAGGGAAAAACUUUUCUUGAAAUUCCGACCUAUCCUUUUGUAAAUAGUGAUAAUGAAACAGAACAGGCAACAUCAAAAUCUCCCACCAAUGCUGGAACCAGAUCAAAACCAUCUUCGGCACAAGGAAAAAGAGGACCACCCUCUCGACCAAGUUCUUCUUCCAAAAAAACUCAACAACAGAAUAGUAACAACACCACCACAAGUUCAAACACCUCUCAAACAGAGGAAGACAGUAUUCAAAAACUUUGGGAGCACAGAUUUGUGUACUUUCUUGUCAGCAAUUUUCAAGCUAACUCUGGACAAACUGAGAUGCAUCACACACUGAUUGAAUCACAGGAUUUUUUAAUCGAGAAAGAACAUUGUGUAGUAUUUGAAACUUUGCAAGAUUUGGUGUAUUAUGAAUCUUGUCCUUUUGUUUCGUUUUUAAUAAGGAGAGAGUUUGACCCUUCACUUCCAUCGUCGUCCGUUGCAGAAAAAAAGAAAAAUGGCCUUACAAACACCAAUGCUCAAAAGAAAGACGCCACAGCCAUCAAUCCACCAGUUUCUAAUUUAGCCAAGAAAGAUAGUGCUCCUCUCCCUCCUGGAUUACCAACACCAUCCACAACCAAGAAGAUUCAAACAGCAAUCACUGCAUCCACUCCGAUCAAUGAAGACGAGCUCAUCGAGUCAAUGAUACAAGAUAUCAAGAGUGCUUUCGGAACGAAUUGUGAAAUUUUGCACACGUUUAAAACUUGUACUUUACCACUUUUCGUGAAUGACAAGUUCGGGUUCACAAAAUCAAAGUAUGAACAAAAACACAGCAAUAAGUACAAGAAUUGGAGUUCUCUUCUAUGCAGAUCAGACACAUUGAAUAUUGGACCAACAUCUCUCAUGGACGAGUCCUUCAAAUCGGAAACUCUUUCAUCUUCUCGAUUUAGCAUGACUCAGGUUCCGACCACCCAUGAAGCGAGUGAAAUUCUUAACCAUAUCAAUGUAAGGAUUGAAGUCGCCGAAGGUACUAGCAUCCUCUCCGAAGAGGUUCAGAAUAAGCUCAACCCUGUACUAAUAUCAAUUUCCUCCCUAAAAGAUUUGCCAAAUGAGAAGUACCUUGCAGACAGGUGCAAGCCUGUCUCUAUAUCAUUCAAUAUUAGAGGUAAAACAUUUAGGACGAAUGGUUACGAACAUGCAUCGUUUAUUUCACUUAAUUACAAGCGAGUGAUAUACUUGGGAAGUAAUUCUGAAAUGGAAAUGUAUAGAGAAUAUUUUUCAAGAAUGCCUAUCGUAUUUGAAGUGCACGACAGAGACCCAAAAGAGGGAGUGGGUAAAUUCUUCGGAAAAGCUGAGGUUUCUUUAAAAACGAUGAUCCUUAAUUCACGAGGUAGAGAGGUCUCUGACAAUUUUCAAAUUCAAGGAGUCUGUAUGCUUCCAGAUGAAUAUGAAAAAGCUGUGAAACGUCUGGAAGAGGAAAAGAAACGAGUAGCAGUAGUCGAAGAAGAAAAGAAAGCAAAAGCAUCCUCGAAAAGCCCAAAAAAACAAAAAUUCCAAAACUAA